Messenger RNA from Cavia porcellus (domestic guinea pig), 3775 nucleotides. It is a transcript of the gene Scml2, whose product is annotated as Scm polycomb group protein like 2. Gene Ontology annotation, biological process: negative regulation of DNA-templated transcription. Gene Ontology annotation, cellular component: nucleus. Lineage: Eukaryota; Metazoa; Chordata; Mammalia; Rodentia; Caviidae. The coding region runs from base 125 to 2236 and encodes 703 amino acids. The record is from RefSeq and is a predicted model, not a curated record. The transcript has 15 exons. Gene Ontology annotation, molecular function: histone binding; chromatin binding.
UAUCCUUCCGUCCGUGUCAGCCCCACAGGACCUGCUUGGCGUGCGCCUGCACUCUUGGGCCGAUUCUGCUGUUGGGUUGAUUCCGGACUUGUGCCGAGCGACUUCAGGGCCUUUGGUCUUCAGGAUGGCGGAAGAAAUACAAAACCAGGAUAAAAUGGGACAAACAGCAAAUGAAGAUCCAAUGGAUGUCAAGAAAGAGACUCAAGAGAAAACUCAUUCAACCACAUCUGCGAAAAGUGAUGAUUUUGAUUGGGACAUAUAUUUGAAAGAGACUGGCUCUCAAAGUGCUCCUCCAGAGUGCUUCAGACAGUCUAAGAUUCCUCCUGCUAACGACUUCAAAAUUGGCAUGAAAUUGGAAGUUCGUGACCCUCGCAAUAAUACUUCAGUGUGUAUUGCCACAGUUGUUGGAAUUUCUGGGGCCAGAUUACAUUUACGGCUGGAUGGUAGUGACAGUAAUAACGAUUUUUGGAAGCUUGUUGAUUCUUCAGACAUACAGCCUGUUGGAUCAUGUGCAAAGAGAGGAAACUUACUUCAGCCUCCACUGGGAUUCCAGAUGAAUGUAUCAUCUUGGCCAGGGUUCCUUUCAAGAAUACUGAGUGGACCUGACCUGGCACCUGCAACAGUCUUCAAGAAGGAACCAUCAAAGCCACCCCUAAAUAAUUUUAAAGUGGGGAUGAAGCUGGAAGCUACUGACAGAAAGAACCCAUAUUUCAUCUGCCCGGCAACAGUUGGAAAUACUAGAGGAGAUGAAGUUUACAUCACGUUUGAUGGCUGGGGUGGAGCAUUUGAUUACUGGUGCAAGUAUGAUUCUAGAGAAAUUUUCCCAAUUGGGUGGUGUUGCCUGACAGGAGAUGUAUUACAACCACCAGGGGAUAAAGUUCCUAUUGCAAAGAAUACAGAAAAAAUAGAAUCUUCCCCUUCUGACGCAACCCAGCAUUCAAUGCAGUCUCCACAGGAAACUGCUGUAAUACUGCCAGCACAACUCAGGAAAUCAUCUCGAAUUAAACCACCUGGACCUCCUCCAGCCCCUAAGAAGGGCGGUUCUUAUAAAACUGUCACACCAAAGAAAAAAAAUCAAAACUCAGGAAAAAAGGAAAAAACUAUUCCUGUGUUGUGUUCGACAUCUACAACUUCUCUAAGAACACUGGCAAGAAUUUCACAUGAUAGGAAUAUCGAUCCCGCUCCAUCUAAAAUUGUGAUGUCUACAGUCUGUGUCUAUAUAAACAAACGUGGAAACACUGGCCCUUACCUGGACCCAAGGAGAAUCCACCAACUGCCUGAUCAUUUUGGCCCAGGCCCUGUGAAUGUUAUACUCCGGCGGAUUGUGCAAGCCUGUGUGGAUUGUGCCUUUGAUGCAAAGACUGUUUUUGGGUUUCUUAAGCCAGAUAAUCGUGGAGGAGAAGUGAUAACUGCCUCCUUUGAUGGUGAAACUCAUUCCAUCCAGCUGCCUCCAGUAAAUAGUGCAUCCUUCGCACUUAGAUUUCUUGAGACUUUGUGCCGGACACUGCAGUGUAAUAACCUUUUGAGUAGCCAGCCUUUCAGCUCUUACAGAGGUAAUACUGAAAGCUCUGCAGAGCGAGAUAAAAAUGUACCAGUGAAAGAAGAUAUACCAGAAAAGCAAAGCACGAAACGAUCUUCUGAGCAACCUAUACCUUGUGAUGUUCCUGUCUCUCCUAAAGUGCCCAAAACAAUGAUGCAUGUUUGUAAAGAAGAACCACUGUCUCCUGAAGGAGAAGACAUGCCCAAAGAGGAAGAGCUUGAAAAAUUGGAGAAUUCACCUUUAAUUUCAGGAGAUCCUUUGAAUACUAUCGGUAGCAAUCUCACACAUACUUCAGUCCAUAGGGCUUUUCCUCAAAAUGAGCCGAGCACCUCAAGUUCAACACUUGAUGAUACCGAAUCAUCUACCAGGAGCAGUUACUGUGAAGCUAAAUUCCAAAUGCAUAAGAAAAAUGAAGCUUCAAGUUAUAUAGGUGUACCUGACCCCAGUGUCCUGAAACAAGGCUUAUCUAAGGACCCUUCUACCUGGUCUGUGGAUGAAGUCAUACAGUUCAUGAAACGUACAGAUCCUCAAAUAUCAGGCCCCCUCGCCGACCUCUUCAGGCAACAUGAGAUUGAUGGGAAAGCUCUGCUUCUACUCAAGAGUGAUGUGAUGAUGAAGUAUAUGGGGCUGAAGCUGGGACCAGCAAUAAAGUUAUGUUACUAUAUUGACAAACUUAAAGAAGGAAAAUAUAAUUAAAAAUGUCAAUUUAGAUUAGGCAUAAUUCUCAGGUAUACUAAUAAGAUUUUAAUUUAAAAGUUAUUUUCUUAGCAGUUUUUAUGUCAUAGAAAGUUUCUAUAAAAAUGUUUUAUCAGAAUUUCUAGAUUACAUUAACAGUCCAGUCUGCGUCUUUAAAAGCCAUUUAACAUGCUAGUAUUAACAUUUUCAAAUUGGUAGAUCAUUUGUAUGUUUAUUAUUUUUAUUGUGUAUUUUACAAAUAUACUUAAUGUAGUAAACAAAAAAACAUUUUAUUUGGCUUAAUCUUUGUAUUUAGAACCAAAACAGCUACAUCCCAAAGAGGAAAAUAGUAAGAGAUUCAGCAGCUUUUAUAAUUAUAAAACACAUGAGAAUUUUUCCUCAGAAAAAAGUUUAAAGAUGUACCUGUAGCUAUUAUCUCUUUCUUAAAAAAUAUUUUCUUUCUGAUUCUAGUGUUCUGUUCAUGUUUUAAGAAUUUCUAGAAAAUGUAUAGCCAUAUAAGUUAUAUUCCUUUCUUUUAUUCUUUCAGUGUUGUAUUUGUUCAUAUUUAAAGGAAAAAGCAAGCUUAUAAGCAUUCAUAAAGUGUUCUUACCUGUUUUUUUAUAAUUUUUAAAAACAGGAUUGAUAGAAUGAUCAUUUUGUGCAAAUGUUUAUACUACAAGAGUGGUUUGGAUGAAGCAGGAUUAAAAUUUUUCACUAAAAUGCAUAUAACUGUAAACCUAUAUUUUUGCUAAGCUUGGACUUCAGACAUUCAUUUCACAUAUCUCUAUAUCUGUGUCCAAAUUUUUAAGAGAUAUAUAUUUUAUUGUAUGUGUUUAUUCCUCAUAUGUAUAAUUUACCAUAUUUAUAUACUAUUCUUAUAGUAUAUAUUUUCUUUUUGAAUUUAAUAUGGCACUUUGCACUGCCACCAAUGUAAGAGUGAGCUAUGAAUAUAGUUAGAUGUUUUUACUCAACAAAAAUAUGUGCAUCGUUUGCUAUCACCAGUACCUCUCAGCUUGCUCUUCAAAUAAUAAGAAACAAUCAUUAGAUUGGUUUCCAUGCAGUGAAUUCUCUAUCCUAUGCAAUGUUUCUUAUUAAUUUGCUUGGUUCUGAGCCAUUUAUUCUGCUACAUUUUGGAAGAUACAUUAGUUCUGACUAUUUUGGUUUUUGAAAGUUAGAACUUUCAGGGGGAAAUGGUGCUAUAUGUCUAUUGUUACUACUUGGAUAAUACUAAUAAGCUAUGAAAGUCGCUUAUAAAAAUAUUAGCCAUUUGUUUUAAAUGCCAAUAAAAUAUUCACCAGGGCCAUAAUGUACAUUUUGUUUCUAGAAAACUAAGUGUACUUUAGGUAAGAAAACUGAGUGUACUUUAGAUAAGAACACAAUUAUUUGAAGGAUCAUUUCAUCUGUGUUAGUCCCUUGUUAUGAGACUAGAUUCUUACUUAAACUUGGUCUUGUUUCAAAUUGUUUGUAUGAAGAUACUGUGCUCAUUAUAACAGUCCUCAGGUAUUUAUAAAAAUACUGAGUUUUACAGUUUUCAUACUUUAAAAUAUAAUAAAAUUAACU